Molecule: messenger RNA, 363 nt
Organism: Oikopleura dioica
Lineage: Eukaryota; Metazoa; Chordata; Appendicularia; Copelata; Oikopleuridae
Source: the annotation of a GenBank genome assembly
AUGGCUGAUAGUACCAGAGAAAUCUCAUUUCUGCUCAUUCUUCUCUCCAUUUCCGGCAUAUUUUACGGCUCCGUAAUUUACCAGCUCGAAAAUGCGACGAAUGAUAAAUUUUCUUCAAUUCCAGACGGAAUUUGGUGGGCGAUCGUAACAAUGUCUACAAUCGGCUACGGGGACAUUUACCCGACAACCCCUGGCGGUCGCGUAAUUGGCUGUUUCUGUGCGCUAACUGGCGUGUUAUGCUUUGCUUUGCCUGUCCCAGCGAUCAUUCACAAGUUCCAGGAGAACUCGGAUAGCUUCAAGAUCGACAAGAAAAAUACGAUGGACAAUGCGCUAAGAAGACGUUUUGCCACGCCUGUACAGUAG